Crotalus tigris (Tiger rattlesnake) is the source of this 3515-nucleotide messenger RNA. RefSeq names its product nucleoside-triphosphatase, cancer-related (gene NTPCR). The transcript has 5 exons. The record is from RefSeq and is a predicted model, not a curated record. NCBI's taxonomy places the organism in Eukaryota, Metazoa, Chordata, Lepidosauria, Squamata, Viperidae. Gene Ontology annotation, molecular function: ATP hydrolysis activity. The coding region runs from base 1654 to 2226 and encodes 190 amino acids.
AUCUAAAAAUAUCAAUAUUAUCUACUUAUCAUGGAUUCAGGUAAGUCUCCUGAAUAAAGUGGGGUGGAGUGUUGCAAGGAAUACUUGUUUUGAUUAUUUGAAUCAACUUUCUUCUUUUUGUAGACCAGCAGUUCUCAGAGGGUGGUCUGGGGAUUCCAAGAUACUUUCUUUUCUUUUCUUUUCUUUUCUUUUCUUUUAGUAUAUUUUAUUGAUUUUUUUAGAAUGACAAUCUUUAGUGCUUAGUAAACAACAUGUUGUCUGGGUUCAUAUAUUUAACAACAGUGAAUAAUUAAUUAAUUAAUUAAUUAAUUAAUUAAUUAAUACUUUCAUAAUCAACAUAUUAACUAGAAAUACUUUUCUUUGGUCCUCUGUUCUUCCAAUAAGUUCUCCUUUUACCAACAUUAAGCAAAUACAGUUCUUAAUACUUUCAACACAUACAGAUUUAAAUAUAAACAUUUUUCUAAUAUUUAACAAUAACAUCAGUAUGUAAUAUCUUUUCUACUCAGCUUAUUUUACAGUUGCAUGUGCAAAAAAUAAUCUUAUUUAAAGUACUAUAGGUCCUGUUUUCAGAACUCUUAUUUAAGCUUAGUUUCCCCUCAGUAGUCAAAACAUUUGUCAGUUAUAGUUUUCUCAAAACUGAUUACAUUUAAAAUUUCAAAAUAUUUCAUGUUUAAAUCAUCCCAAUAUUUUUACAUUUCCCAUAUCAUAAAAAAGAAAAAAAUACUACUGUAUAUUACUUAUAGAUCAUAUUUCUCUUACUGUAAAACUUCUUCAUUUCCAAGAUUUAACUAUUCUUUUAACCAUAUUUAGACAAAUGUUUUGUCAUAUGAUACUCCAUCUGAUAUGUCAAGUCAUCUCUCUUAAAUCUAGUUCUUGCCUGUUCUUAUUUAAGCUUAGGUUCCCUUCAGUAUUCAGAACAUUUCUUAUCAGUUAUAAUUUUCUCCAAGUUGAUUACAAUUGAAUAUCCAAAACAUUUCAUUCAUUUAAAUCAUCUCAUUAUUUUUACAUUUCCCAUAUCAUAAAGCAACACUAUACUACUUUAUAAAUCACAUCUCUUACUAUGGAACCCAGCAAUAAGGUUGUGAAGUGAAUUUGACUUCCCCAUCGACUUUGUCUGUCAGAAGGUUGCAAAAGAGGAUCACAUGACCCAGGGACACUGUAACCGUCAUAAAUAUGAGUCAGUUGCCAAGCAGCUGAAUUUUGAUCAAGUGCCCAUGGGGGAGGGAUGCUGAAAGGGUCAUAAGUGUGAAAAAUGGUGAUAAGUCUCUUUCAGUGCCUUUGUAACUUUGAACAGUCACUAAAGGAACUGUUGUAAGUCGAGGACUACAUUAUACUCCAUUCGGAGCAGCGACCCCCGACUCAAACCGCUUUGCAUGGCCCGGAGAACUCUGCGCUGAAAUCAGUCCCUGGAUUUAAUUUAAUUUAAUCCCUGGAGGAAGCGUGCUGGGCGCUUCAUCCUCCAGAUCUCUGAAAAACAGCUCUCAAUGAAGCGAGAAAGGAUUGCAAAACGAAAAAGCAAGAAAGGUUGGCCCAAAAUAAAACAAGCCAGCUGCACCACGGCUUUUCUUCUCCGCCCCCAAGCGGCUGGAGGAAGGGGGGGGGAAGGCCCAGGGCCGCUAGCUUCUCCCCCGCUCCGCGCAGGGCUCUCUGAACAUGGCCACGCACGUUUUCCUCACGGGACCCCCAGGAAUUGGAAAAACAACAUUGGUACGGAAAGCUGCUGAAAUUUUGAAAUCAUCUGGUAUCCCCAUUGAUGGAUUUUACACAGAGGAAGUGAGAGAAGGUGGCCGGAGAACGGGGUUUGAUGUUGUCACGCUGAAUGGAAGAAGAGGAAUUUUAUCUAGAGUUGGCUCUGGUCAUUCAGCAGCAAGGCAUGAAUAUCGUGUUGGUCAAUAUGUUGUAGAUCUAGCUUCAUUUGAACAGUUGGCUCUUCCUUUGUUGAGAAACACGGAUUUUGACAGCAGUGCAAUGAAAAAGGUAUGCAUAAUUGAUGAGAUUGGUAAAAUGGAGCUCUUCAGCCAGACAUUUAUUCAAGCUGUCCAACAAAUUUUGAAUGGAUCCGGGACUGUGAUACUUGGAACAAUCCCAGUGCCUAAAGGAAAGCCUUUGAGACUUGUGGAAGAGAUCAGAAAUAGAAAAGAGGUGAAACUCUUCAGUAUUACGAGGGAGAAUCGAGAUGACAUUUUACAAGAAGUUGUGACAGCUGUGGAAAGCUGCCUAAAAUGAGAUGUUUGUCUUCACAUCCCAUCUUCUGCUGUUUACAGUUUGACGUUAUUUUCAUUAAUAUCUUCAGCUUAAUUUAGUUGGAAUAAGCUGGUGUAGGUGUUCUUGUUUCACAUUUGUUUUCUGACGUGGUUUUCUGAAACAGAGUUAAUUUGUUCAAGAAAAUAAAUGCACACACAAACACAGCUACACAUUCACUGAGGUAAUGAUUGGCUUCAACAUAAUAAUGCUGAGAAUCCAGCCUUUAAAUUGAUUGAUACCUUAUUUUAAUUCAUGUUAAUAGUGAAAAUGUUUGAACAAUCUGCUGAGGCUCAGUCCUAUCUCCAAUCAGAUACUUUUUCGCUUACAGCACUGCAUUGUAGAAGGAGGGCUUCCCCAUGGUGUAAAGACUUGCCAGACUCUCUUCCACUCUCUUUGGAACACGUUUCACGAAUGCCAGAAGUAAAAAAAAGGGCAGCCAUGGAGAACUAGAAAAAGAGGCAUAUUUCUCAAAUGCCAAUGAAUUUUCUUUGCUUUGAAAAAUUCAGAGGUCUUUUAGAAAUUUAUCAAUAGCUAAAGCAUUUUGAUUACCAGUUACCAGUAACUGGUAAUCAAAAUGCUUUAGCUAUUGAUAAAUUUUAUACAGUUUAAAAAAUACUUUUCACUGGCGUUUAGGGAUCUCAGGAAUCAAACAUUAAACUGAAUUUGCCUCUGAAAAUAAAAGUUAAAGACGACUAGAAGACUGGAAACAAGGCUUCCGUAUAUCUUGUGUUGUUUUUGGGUUGUGCUUAAAAAAAUGAUUUUAAGAUGUUGGUGAAAUCAGAUUUUCCAAAAUCUCUUUAUCCCUUCACUUGUUCGUUCAUUCAGCUCUUAACUUCUAAAUAUUUAUCAAAUACUUUCUAGCUAUUUGUUUCUAUAUGGAAAGUAUUUCUCUUGUGAAUAAUUUUGAUUUCUCUUAACUCAACUUGACAUUUGAUCAGCCAAGUUAAAUUGCUGUGUUUACUAACACGUAACAUUUUUUAUUCCCUUUGCACCUUUUUCUGUUAAUAAAUAAGCUAUAAAUUACUGUGACACAACAUGUAUCCCACAAGACCUCUGAAUGGUGUUCAGGCAAAUUGUUUACCAUUUAAUCAGUUUAGCAUAUCUUGAAAGCUAAAUUCUCAGCCAGGUGCACAUGUUUUCAUACGCUGCAAUGUUUUUUUUGGCACCAGUAAAAAAAAAUGUAAAGAUACUCAGCCAAUUUUCUUUUGGAAUGUGAAAUGUAACAUAUGUUCAAUUAAAGCAUUCCUUAGUCAAAGGAAUGUAGAAUCGCA